UUUAAUGAUCGACCGGUUCCUAGUUCUACAAGCAUAGCGGGUUUAUAUGCGAUGGGGACAGAAAGCUGAUGAGGUUCCUUAGUUUCGUUGAAAUUGAUAGUAGCAAACUUGGUGCACAUAGAAGUGGUUGUUCUGUGAACUUAACUCGAACGAAUCUUAAUUGAAGUGACAGUUUUUCCUAGAAGUAUUGUGAUCUGGCCUCCAAAAAUGCCUGUGCAGAUUAAAAAUGUGCUCGUGUGCGAUGCAGUAGAUAAUGCAUGCGUGAAAUUGCUGCAAGAUCAUGGAAUCAAUGUCGACUACAAAUUGAAACUCACCAAGGAACAGUUGGUGAAGGAAGUGAAGGGCUAUGACGCACUCAUCGUACGCUCGGACACUAAAAUAACAGCCGAAAUAUUGGACGCGGGCGCUGGUCAGCUGAAGGCAGUGGGCCGGGCAGGAGCUGGCGUUGACAACAUUGAUAUCGGGGCCGCCACAAGGAAUAAUGUUCUGGUCUUGAACACCCCCGGCGGAAAUUCAAUCUCGGCCUGUGAGCUGACAUGCUUCUUGAUAGGAGCUUUGGCUAGACCGAUUUGUCCGGCGGCUGGCAGCAUGAAGGAGGGUCGCUGGGACCGUAAGCUUUACUCGGGUAGCGAGCUUUAUGGUAAAACACUUGCAAUUCUGGGUCUCGGGCGAAUUGGGCGGGAGGUCGGCAUACGAAUGAAGGCAUUUGGAAUGCGCGUCAUUGGAUUCGAUCCUAUUACCACGCUGGAGGAAGCCAAAUCGGCCGGCAUCGAAAAGAUGGAACUAGAACAGAUAUGGCCACUGGCUGAUUAUAUUACCGUGCACACACCGUUGAUUCCGGCUACAAAGGAUCUCAUUUCGGCGACAACGUUGGCCAAGUGUCAACGAGGCGUUCGGGUGAUCAACGUGGCACGCGGUGGAAUCGUGGACGAGGUCGCACUUUUGAAUGCGCUUGAAAGUGGACAGUGUGGUGGAGCUGCAGUCGACGUGUAUCCAGAGGAGCCGCCGAAAUCGGAAACCACUAAAAAAUUAAUCAAUCAUGCGAAGGUUGUUGCCACUCCUCAUCUCGGAGCAAGUACGUCAGAAGCCCAGGUGCGUGUCGCAGUGGAAGUGGCUGAACAAUUCAUCGCCUUGACGGGUACUUCAGAACUUUACAAGCAGUAUGCCGGUGUUGUCAAUAGGGAAAUUUUGAAGAAUGUGUUUUAAAUUAAAUUGCUAGCAGUUAUUUCGGUCCAUGUCACUCAAGCAGAAAAUUGAAUUAACUCGUCGAUGACAAUAUUUUUAGUGAUUAUAUGAUUAUAAUCUUAUCUUUUCGAUUGAGAGAUUGAACGUGGUCCACAAAAAACAGUAUACUAAUCAUCAGGAGAGUUAUGAUUUUGGAGAAUUGAUUAUUAAUAUUGAUACCAGAAAGUUUGGAAGACAAACUUUUGACUGAUGACAUCAAUUAUAAUAAAAUCAUAUAAACUCAAAAA
Messenger RNA from Malaya genurostris, 1472 nucleotides. Its product is annotated as D-3-phosphoglycerate dehydrogenase. Gene Ontology annotation, molecular function: phosphoglycerate dehydrogenase activity; NAD binding. The record is from RefSeq and is a predicted model, not a curated record. The transcript is spliced from 6 exons. Bases 208 to 1206 code for a protein of 332 amino acids. Lineage: Eukaryota; Metazoa; Arthropoda; Insecta; Diptera; Culicidae.